UCUCGCGCUCUACAGUCGGGGCGCAUUGAGCGAGUCAUCUAAUCCAGAGAUUUACAACAGACAACUGAAACUGCACCAUUAGCUGCCAUACAAACACAUACGGAUAACUCCACAACAAACUUAUUACACGAGGAUAAAGUGUAGCAAAAUAACCAGGUAGCUGAAAAAUGUGCGGAAUAUUUUAAUUUAUUUCUCCACGGGAACGUUAUGUGGAGAGAGGGCUUAUUGCCAUUGCCUGGAGGACAACGCCUGGAUAAGGAAGAGAGGACAACAUUUGACGUGACUUUGGGACGGCGGUUUGUUCGGGAUACUUCACAGACAUGCUGAAUGCAGUUUGCUGUCGUCUCGCUCAAGGCUUCUUUAUGUGUCUGAUGCUGCACGCGCUCAUCGACUGCACUGGAGGCUCAGUAAGCCAGCAGACGUCCCAGCUCUCCUCGUAUGAGGUGACGGUACCGAGACGCAUCAGCAGACAGAGGAGAAACCAGGCCAGUGCAGAUAAGGUGUCAUACAUAAUCCAAGCUCAAGGAAAAGAACAUGUCGUCCUCCUGGAGAGAAAUGAAUUGCUUCUUCCAGAGGAUUUCACUGUGUACUCUUAUGCCAAAGAUGGCUCGCUGGUCACCGAGAGACCAAACAUGAUGGGUCAUUGUCAUUACAGUGGUUACAUAGAGGAUGUGGAGGGCUCUUCUGCAGCACUCAGCCUGUGCUCUGGGUUAAGGGGUGUUAUCCACAUGGAGGGCACCAGUUUCGGUAUUGAACCAUUGGAAGGUUCCUCCAGUGAUGAGCACUUGGUGUAUCGUUUGGAGGAUGUCAAGACAGAACCUCUCAACUGUGGAACGCCUCACUUUCAUAACCAUGAUGACGAGGCUUCACCAAGGCAUCCUACAGACAGCUAUAUCCAUAACAUCACAUUUGUUCAAUCUGGCAGCCAUCUAAUCAGGAAAAAGAGAGCGGUGCUGCACCAGACACACUAUGUGGAACUGCUAAUGGUGGUGGAUAAUAUGAGAUUUAACUACAAAAAAGGGAAUCAAACAGCUGUACGUGAGGAGGUGGUUCAAAUCGCUAACUAUGUUGAUAGUAUGUACAUUGCUCUGAAUAUCCGUAUUGUGUUGGUGGGAUUGGAGAUCUGGUCUGCGCAGAACUUCAUCAAUACUGAUGGCGGUGCUGGAGAGGUGCUGGGCCGCUUUAGUCAAUGGAGAGAGAAAGAGCUGGUUCACCGUCGUCGCCAUGACAGUGCACAGCUCAUCAUAAAUAAAGGAUUUGGUGGAACAGCAGGCAUGGCUUUUGUUGGCACUGUUUGUUCCAGAAGUCAUGGUGCUGGAAUUAAUUCGUUCACCAAUAAUAAUGUGCUGUCAUUCGCCUCCAUCGUGGCUCAUGAGCUGGGUCACAAUCUUGGGAUGAACCAUGAUGAUGGCCGAAACUGUAAAUGUGAUGUCCAGCACUGCAUUAUGAACUCAGGGGCAACUGGUUCUCGUAACUUCAGCAGCUGUAGUGCUGAUGACUUUGAGAAGAUGAUCUUGAACUCAGGCGGCCGUUGUCUGCUGAACACGCCGCGGCCGGACGAUGCGUACAGCGCCCCCUUCUGCGGGAACAAGCUGGUGGAUGUGGGCGAAGAGUGCGACUGUGGAUCAGAGGCAGAGUGUGCGAAGGAUCCGUGCUGUGAGCCGAAGACGUGUAAGCUGAGGUCAGGUGCUCAGUGUGCGUACGGGGUCUGCUGCAAGAACUGCAGGUUUAUGCCUGGUGGCACAGUGUGCAGAAGCAGCACGGAUGAAUGUGAUUUGCCAGAGUACUGUAAUGGCUCAUCUGCACUCUGUCAGAAUGAUGUCUUCAAACAGGACGGCCAUCCCUGCAAACAAGGCCAGGCUUACUGUUACAACGGCCAGUGCCAGCACUAUGACACCCAGUGUAAGGCCAUAUUCGGCACAAAAGCUAAAGCUGCUCCUGAGCUGUGUUUUAAGGAUGUCAAUUCUAAAGGCGAUCGCUUUGGAAACUGUGGCUACCAUUCCAACGGAUUCAAGAAGUGUGAGAGCAGAAACGCCAUGUGCGGGAAGCUGCAGUGCGAGAACGUCCUGUCCUCAGUCAUAUUUGGCAUCAAGCCCUCAGUGAUCCAGACCCCCAUCGCUGGCACAACCUGCUGGGGCGUGGACUUCCUCCUGGGCUCUGAUGUGCCUGAUCCCGGCAUGGUCAAUGAGGGCACCAAGUGUGGAGAAAAUAAGAUUUGUCUGAAUUUUGAGUGCAAAAGCGCAGACGUGCUGAAUUACGACUGUGAUGUUGAAAAGAAAUGCCGCGGCCAUGGGGUGUGUAAUAGCAAUAAAAACUGCCACUGUGAAUACGGCUGGGCUCCUCCGUUCUGUGAGGCCUCUGGUUAUGGAGGAAGCGUGGACAGCGGCCCCACCUGGAACGAUAAAGAUACUUCCACAAGGGAUGGUCUGCUUGUGUUCUUUUUCCUGAUUCUUCCUCUCUUGGCGUUGGGUUUGUUUGUGGUCUUCUUUCUGUUCUUCAGAAAGAAACGCUCUCAGGGCUACGAAGCUGACAGCAGGCCGCAGACUGCUGUGUCCCAGCGGGGAAACCCCAGCAGUAUGGUGAAGGACCGGGUGGUUCAGACUAAUAAAUCAGCAUCUGUGCCAUCUUACACAACAAGAGCACCACCACCUCCGUUAGCACGACCACCUGCUCCCCCCAAACAUAUGAUGCCUCAAAGACCAGCGCCUGCACCCCCAGUAUAACACACAACACACAUCGGACUGACAGUUGUAUUUCUGUCUGGGAUGGACAGGAGUGGGAGGAGUCGAGGAGGAAUCAGCUGGUCACUCCCACUCUCUCUAAUCUCCCCCUCCGUCUGCAAACAGCUGUCAACUGUCAAUCAAACCCAGAGACGGUCGCUGUUGCGAAAGAAACCUCCACUCGCAAUACAUCACAGAGUGCAUGAUGGGAGCGAGAAAACUCUUUAGCUAAUUAAACACCUGUCACCCGACGAAAGAUGUCUAUGGCAACACACCGAUCUUCUUAACUGUGUUACAAUUCUUAUGUGCUAUAUAGGACCACUGCGACUGAUUGCACUUCAGUAAUAUCCACUGUUUGUAGGAAUGUACCGAGACCCUUUUUAUCAUAGGCCGGCUUUAAAAUGUUCAUUUGUUUCCCCCUUUUUUUGGUGCAAAAUAUAUUCUGAACACCACAUUCAACCUCUGCCCCCCCCCCCCCCAUUUUUUGGUGCAUAAUAUAUUCUGAACACCACAUUCAACCUCGCAUCCCCCCCCCCAAGGGACAAGUACAUUUUCAUUUGAAACUGUUGUUACCCAACACAGAGAUUUUAGCAUUUAUACAUAGUUUAAUUUACAUACAUGUACUUUCAUUUAUACAUGACUUUUAUAGAAAGUUUAUUUUUUACUUUAUUUGCCAAGUGAAAUUCUGUCCCCGCCGAGGUAAAAACCGAGUAAAGAUGAGAACUUGUUUUUGAAAAUGACUGAUUUGUGACACUUUGUUUGACUGCUGGUUUCAUUGUGGUGUUAACAUGAUUUUACUUGACUACAGACAAUAACAAUGAAAGCAAAACAGAAGCUUUUCUCCUAUAGUUUUCAAGGGCUACAUGACUUUAUGCAUGAUAUCACAUACUAUGCCACUGACACAGAUCUCUUCCUUGCUGAAACUGUUAAAUAAGUUCAAAAAGACCAUUUUGCAUGUUUCAUAGACCUCUUAAUACCACAAGAGGUAGAGUAUGUGUAUAAAGUCAAGCACCCUCAAACAAACCGCUGUAAUGUGUCUGUUGUAGAGCACAUUGGACAGUAUCCUCACUCUAGGACAUUUCCGUCAUAACAAAAUCAGCCAAGUGCCAUACAAUACAUGUUUGAUAACAACGAGUGUUAUUUUACAUCUGUGUAUUAUGUUAAUCUGUAUGAUUGACUGAAUGAAUGAUAGAUUGCUCCCUUCUUGCACUGCAUUUCCAUUUGUGUGUAAUGACGGGUCUUGCAGCUGGAAGCAGUUGUGGAUUCUGGUUUACUGAUGCUUUAUGGAUCAAGGAUGGACUUGUGCAGGAUGGGUUUAUUUUGAGCUACCUUCAGUGUGGUGGUGAUGUUUUCCGUUUUUGCAUAUGACAAUAAAAAUCACUGGUAUGUUUUUAA
Carassius auratus (goldfish) is the source of this 4115-nucleotide messenger RNA. Its product is annotated as disintegrin and metalloproteinase domain-containing protein 9-like. Gene Ontology annotation, cellular component: plasma membrane. Lineage: Eukaryota; Metazoa; Chordata; Actinopteri; Cypriniformes; Cyprinidae. The transcript has 22 exons. The coding region runs from base 321 to 2723 and encodes 800 amino acids. Gene Ontology annotation, biological process: proteolysis. The record is from RefSeq and is a predicted model, not a curated record. Gene Ontology annotation, molecular function: metalloendopeptidase activity.